ACUUGUGUUUCUUUAUAAAUAUACACUUUAGGAAGAGAGUCAGACAAAGUAACUUCAAUAGUUAAAAAGGAUAACCGCUGACCUGUUUUUAACAUGAUUUUAUGACAAUAUUUUGAUUGGAAUUUGGGAAGUUAUGGGUAAAUACUUAAUUUAAUGCUUUUGAGAAGUUAUGUGUGAUUAUAUUGCGGCAUUAGUCAGCAGACAUAGCUAAAUAGAGAAAUUUUUGCAAUGUCUGUUAAAUUUGUAUUUAGGGGCAAAAAUGUGUUGACUUAUUGACUUCCACAUGCUUUGAGCCUGUUUUCGUCGCUUAUUCGUUUCAAUCGUUACUUCAUUUAAAGCGAACUAAUUAGACAGAAGUCAUUCUGUGUGUGUAUUGAACGAAAGUUAAUACUGUCAGAGUAAAGUCGUGUCGAUGAUUUUGUACGUCGUUUUUGCUUUACUUGCUGGUUUUUUUGCUGGUACAGCAUCUCUUGUUGCGAAGCUGGCUUUCUCCCGUGAGCUGGUCUUCAUACAAGAUUGGGUGUGUGAUGUUCUUCAUCUUGCCGAAAGCUCGUUGUUCUGUGAAAACGUUCUUCUCAUUUCAAGAAUUUUGUUAUUUUCUUUGACAUUCGUGUUAAAUGGUUUGAUGUGGACGUUAUUUGUGAAAUCAAUGCAGCAGCUGCCUUCUGCUCAAGCUAUGAUUACUAACAGUGGAUCGAACCUUAUCACCAGUGCACUUUUGGGGAAAUUGUUCUUCAACGAAAGUUUAUCGUUACAUUGGUGGUUUGGUGCAUUAUUGAUAAUUUGUGGAUUGUAUGUUAUCAAUAAGAGCAGUGCUGGCCAGUGCAUGUCAAGGAAUGAUUCUUAAUGAAGCGAACGCACAGUUAUUCGCAUAGCAGGAGUUAAGAAGUGAAAGGGUUGCUCGGAUUUCGAUUGUUUGAACAAGUCAUUCAAAGAAAUGUCCCGUUGACAAUACGUGUCUGGCUUAACUCGACGUUUUUGUAAAUAGGCCUGUCUAUUUUCAACUUGAUAAAAGUACAAUAAUGUAGA
Molecule: messenger RNA, 1029 nt
Organism: Xenia sp. Carnegie-2017
Lineage: Eukaryota; Metazoa; Cnidaria; Anthozoa; Malacalcyonacea; Xeniidae
Product: transmembrane protein 42-like
Exons: 4
Coding region: 413-847 (144 amino acids)
Cellular component (GO): membrane
Source: RefSeq, a predicted model, not a curated record